AUGCCUCUACGAGCCAAGGUUGAAAGCUCAGCAUUCAGCGGAAAGGCGAGAAUGCUCUCCUCCGCUGCUCCUGUUGGCCCGAAGGAACUGCCUGGCGAUGAGCCUGACGAUGUCCUAUUUUCAAAGCUCAACGGUGUCAGGCUGGUCGAGCUUAACCGGCCGAAGAAACUGAACUCGCUCAAUGGUUCGAUGGUGCGGAAGAUUCUUCCUAGGCUCCAGGAAUGGGAAAAGUCACAGCUUGCCAACAUUGUGAUGAUAUCUGGUGCUGGAACGAAGGCGUUUUGCGCUGGUGGGGAUGUCGCUGAGCUCGCAAAGCAGAAUACCCUGGGGGUCAGCGGUCAGAAAAAGUCUAGGGAGUUUUUCGGACAAGAAUACCAGCUUGAUCAUUACAUUGCGACCUACAGCAAGCCCUACGUUGCGGUUUUGGAUGGAAUCACGAUGGGUGGCGGAGUUGGACUCAGUGUACAUGCGCCAUUCCGGAUAGCUACCGAGCAUACCAUGUUCGCAAUGCCGGAGACCACAAUUGGCUUUUUCCCAGAUGUCGGCGGUUCUUUCUUCCUCCCACGCCUUGAUGGAGAGAUUGGAACAUACCUUGCCCUCACAUCGGAGCGCUUAAGUGGUGUGCAGGCUUUCUAUGCUGGUAUUGCAACGCAUUACCUUCCCUCGAGUGCCUUGGGCAACCUUACCAAUCGACUCUCAGAGUUGGUGUUCUCGGACUACGCCUCGUUGAAUAGCCGCCUUGAUCUCAUCAACAAGACAAUAUCUGAAUAUGCUGUUAGCAUCCCGACCCUUAAAGAAGAACCAAUGCUACUAGCUGGCAGCCUCCGCGAGUCUAUAGAUCGAUGUUUCGCCCACUCCACAAUGGAGGAAAUCAUAUCCGCCCUCGAAAAAGAGACAGUGAAUGCCGACUGGGCAGCAAAGACUCUUAAAACACUCGCCCAACGGUCCCCGAUCGCCCUCAAGGUUACACUACGCCAGCUUCGUGUAGGCAAGAAUUGGUCUAUCUCUGAGACAUUCCAGCGAGAAGACCAGAUUGCUGGUCAUUUCAUGGCUCAUCCAGACUUUGUAGAGGGUGUUUCCGCCAGGCUUGUUAAUAAGCCUCCAACGGCACCAGUAUGGAAACAUGGAUCUCUCGCUGAAGUCACUGAUGCCGACGUCGAUGAGUUCUUCCGUAUCCCAAAAGGCGAAAGCCGCCUCCCACUACUAAAUAAGAAUGCGGACUAUAAGCAAUACCCUCACGCCAAGUUUGCUCUUCCUCAAGAACAUUCUAUUUUGCAAUUUGUCGAGAAGAACAAGCCAACUCGUUCUCAGGUCGUUGAGGAGUUUAUGAAACGGACAGACGCCAAGCUUGGGGUAAAGGAGAAAGUCUAUGAAGUUCUAAAGCGAAAGACUAAGGAGACGGAUGAGGGCUUGGUUUUGAUUGAAGAGGGCCAGUCGUAG
Messenger RNA from Microsporum canis CBS 113480, 1440 nucleotides. RefSeq names its product 3-hydroxyisobutyryl-Coenzyme A hydrolase. Gene Ontology annotation, cellular component: mitochondrion. Gene Ontology annotation, biological process: L-valine catabolic process. Lineage: Eukaryota; Fungi; Ascomycota; Eurotiomycetes; Onygenales; Arthrodermataceae. Bases 1 to 1440 code for a protein of 479 amino acids. The transcript is spliced from 3 exons. The record is from RefSeq and is a predicted model, not a curated record. Gene Ontology annotation, molecular function: 3-hydroxyisobutyryl-CoA hydrolase activity.